AUGUCGUCUUCCAAGGCCCCAAUGCUGGCCCUGCAGAUGCCCCAGCUCUUCGAGAAGAUGCGGUCGAACGACUCUGACUUGAGAUCCAUGGCUCUUAUCGACCUCCACAAGGACCUGCUCCGCGUGACCGGUCCAGCGACCGGCUCGAGCCUGUCAUCCAGUCAAUCAACGUCAUCCCGCAAGGCUGACGUGUUCUACACCGAUGAGCUGGUAGAAAAGGAGCUCACAACGGCGGUGUUGAAGCUGCUGGGCGAUCCUAUAGCCGAGGUGAAGAAUAUGUCGGUGUCGUGUAUCGGAGCUAUGGUUCGACGAACUCGGCCCGUGUACAUGAACCAGAUCAUCAAUGACCUGUUGAACGGUGCCGGGAACUCGGACAAGGAGAACCAGGAGAAUGAGGGAAAGAGGGAUAUUGCGUGCCUCGCACUCAAAGCUGCUGUGCAGGAGAUGCCAAGCGAGGGACAACCCGCUGCUCAAGCUGUGGAGAACAUCGUCAAUAAGGUCUACCCUAUCCUCACCAAGCCUUCACCCGAUCCGCAGCUCGCUUCCGAACUCCUCCAGAUUCUCGCCGACAUCUACAUCCGCUUCUCUCACAUCGUCACGACAUCGGAAACCCUCCAGGGUACCUCAAUCAACGCUUUGAUCCGGAUCCUGUCAUCCAGCAAGCUUUCAAUCCGGAGACGCGCGAUUCCCGCUCUGGGGGCUUUGGUCUCGACCAAUCCCGCUCUGUUCGACGGUGUCAAGCCCAAGAUCACCGAGGGACUGGCUGCUGGAGGCGAUACUGCCAAGGUAUGGUCCGCGGUGGUGGCAAGCUUGGCAAGGGGCCAAAGUGCGGCCAGGGUUGGGGCGCUUUUGAACGAGGGAAGGGUGGUCGACUUGAUCCUGGACCAAGCGGAGGACCCGGAGGAUGUGGAGACCACCGAAGGAGCACUGAUGGCUCUGGAAGUACUGGUUCUUCGAUGCCCAACGGAAAUCGGACCAUCCGUGACCAAGAUCACGAAUCUCGCUCUUGAGCUGGUCAAAUACGACCCGAACUUUGUCCAGCUCGAUGAUGACGACGUCGAGAUGGACGAGGACGAUGAUGACGAAGAUGACGAGUUUGAUGAGGAUCCAUAUUCGGACGAUGACGAUAUCUCGUGGAAGGUCCGGCGGUCCGCUGCCAAGCUCCUAUACGCCCUGGUCGGUACCCGCAACGAACUUCUCUCCGAGUUCUACAAGAACACCUCGCCUAUUCUGGUAUCUCGCAUGGACGAGCGAGAGGAGAGUGUCAGGCUCGAGAUCUUGUCGGCUUUCGGGGCUCUGCUGAAGCAGACCGCCACCGCGCAACAGGCAGAGUUGGCGAGUGGUGGGCGGAACAAGCGGAAGCGGACAGACGAGAUCGAGGAUGACAGCGAACCCGAGGACAGCGUGACCAGCGCUCUCCAAGCGACCCUUCCCCAAGUCCUCCGAGCCGUUCUCAAGCAGCUCAACAGCAAAUCCAUCGCUACCAAGCAGGAAUGCUUUGACAUCCUUCGCCUCCUCUCCGAAGUCAUUGCUGGCGGACUCGAGGCGGAUUCUGCCCAGAUCUGCUCAGCGUCUGUGUCUGCGCUCAAAUCCGUCGAUACCGCUACGACCUCCUCGCUCGCCAUCUCUGCCCUCUCCUUCCUCACCGUUUACUUCCGGUCCCACCCUUCCCGCGCAUACGCCAAAUACCUCAAGGACCUCGUCCCCGCCAUCAUCCGGUGCAUGAAGGACAAGCUCCAGCGGAUCAACUUUGAGGCCUUCAAUGCUGCCUCGGCUCUGGCGCAGUCCAUCAGGCCCCUUGGCUCCGCUUCGCCAAUCAAAUCCGACCUUACUGGCCCGGUCAAAACGCUCUUCGCGGCCACCUCGGACGUCAUGGGCGAUACGACGGUCGAUGCGGAGGUGCGGGAGAAGGCACUGGAGACGCUCGGAAACAUCCUGGUACACGAGGGUGAUGCCCUGACUGGGACAUACGAGAAGUCUCUUCCGCUCAUCACCGCCCGCCUUGGCAACGAGUCCACAGCCAUCACCGCCGUCACCGUCAUUGGCAGGAUCGCCGAGUCGCCCCUCUGCAAGGGCAACACGGUCGACAAGUGGCUGCUCGAGGUCCUUCCUGAGGUUGUCACCGUUCUUCGCCGCUCCCGGCGGUCCACCGGCAAGAAUACCGAGUACAACUGCCUCUCUGCCAUCCUCGGUCGGAUCGGCGCCAAGCUGCCGGCAGCUACGGCCGACUCGAUGAUCGGGGAACUCUCACCAUUCCUCGCUCAGCCCACAACUAUCCAGACCGUCGGUCUCAUCCUCGGCAAGCAGCCCAAGGCUCGCGCAUCCGUCACUGCCCUCCUCCCCAAGGUGUACGAGGUCAUCAAGACCCCCAUGGCUGCGAACGCACACCAGGUCGAGGCGCUCACGACCUUCUUCUCGGCGUACGUCGCUGGCGAUCCUGAUUCGGCGACACAGCUCGUACCUCAGCUGGUCGACAACCUCGGGAAGUCGGCCAAGAUCCCCGAUGCUGUUCAGGGCGGAACGGGGAUCUACUCGACUACCGCUCGGGUCAUCGGUGCGAUCGUUCAGACGAGCCCGAGGAACGCCGCGGGUGUACUUGCCUUGUUCCAGAAGACUAUCAAGGCUGCCAAGGCACCCGAAGCGGAGAUCUACCUCGCGCUCCUCUGCGUCGGCGAGAUUGGUCGUAUCGCGGACUUGUCUGCAGAUGCCAAGCUCUUCUCGAAGGUCACCUCGUUCUUCAGCAACGGCAGUGAAGAGGUCCGUAGCGCUGCUGCUUUCGCCGCUGGCAACCUCGCUGUUGGGUCACAAACCGUCUUCCUCCCUGCCCUUGUCGACCUUAUCGGAUCAGAGAAGAGCCCUGCUUCGCGUCUGCUGUUGUUGCACGCACUGAAAGAGGUUAUACUCCACCUACCUUCCGCUCGUCUUGAGCUUUUGGCCGACUCCCUCUGGAAGCCACUUUUGGCGGACGAGAGUGGAGGCAAGGGCGGCGAAGAUCUCGGCGAUGAUGGGGUCCGGAACGUCAAGGCGGCGUGCAUCGGCAAGCUCACCACGACUGCUCCUGCCAAGUUCUUGCCCCAGCUCCAGAAGCUCCUCCGUUCAGGUGCGCGCAACCGGGCUAUCGUCGCUGCGGCUGUUCGAUACACCUUCAUCGACACCAGCUCGAGUUACGACGAGUUGAUUGCGCCCCUCAUCGUUGAAUUCUUGAGCUUGAUGCACGAUGAGAACUUGGUUGUCCGCCGAUUGUCACUCGCCUCACUCAACGCGGCAAUCCAGAACAAGCCGCACCUCGUUAAUGACCGCUUGGCUACGCUUCAGCCGCUGCUGUUCCAGGAAACGGUGGUCAAGCCUGAGCUGCAAAGAUCAGUCAUGAUGGGCCCCUUCAAGAUCAUUGAGGAUGAUGGUUUGGAGAACAGGAAGACUGCGUACGAAACAAUGUACACUCUAUUGGCAACUUGCUUCAACAAGAUCGACCUCCCGACCUUUACCGACCGCGUCAUGGCUGCCUUGUCAGACGUGAACGAGAUCAAGGUGCUCGGUCUCAUGCUGCUCCUCCGUCUUGGCCAGCUCGCGCCCAACAGCGUGAUCCCGAGGUUGGACGAGGUCGCCGAGGCGGUACAGGGGAUCAUGAAGGAUAUGGAGGUGAAGGAGGACACCAUCAAGCAGGAUCUGGAACGGAAGGAGGAGAUGCAGAGGUCGACUUUGCGGACUGUCGUCCCCCUCUACAGGAUGUCGACCGCCCAGCAGGCGCCCAACUUCCACGCAUUCGUCGCGCAGCUGCUCAGCCAAAACCAAUGGAAGGAUUACAAGGAGUACCAGGCGUAA
Dioszegia hungarica is the source of this 3822-nucleotide messenger RNA. Its product is annotated as armadillo-type protein. The record is from RefSeq and is a predicted model, not a curated record. Bases 1 to 3822 code for a protein of 1273 amino acids. Gene Ontology annotation, biological process: protein ubiquitination; SCF complex assembly. NCBI's taxonomy places the organism in Eukaryota, Fungi, Basidiomycota, Tremellomycetes, Tremellales, Bulleribasidiaceae. Gene Ontology annotation, cellular component: nucleus. The transcript is spliced from 20 exons.